Lytechinus variegatus (green sea urchin) is the source of this 642-nucleotide messenger RNA. RefSeq names its product integumentary mucin A.1-like. Lineage: Eukaryota; Metazoa; Echinodermata; Echinoidea; Temnopleuroida; Toxopneustidae. The transcript is spliced from 8 exons. The record is from RefSeq and is a predicted model, not a curated record. The coding region runs from base 1 to 642 and encodes 213 amino acids.
AUGUUCCUCGUGUAUCAAGACUCUUUGGUUUCUGCGAAUGGAGUGAAGAGUACCACUUGCUGUUCAGACGGUCUUGGACUGAACUAUACUUUACCGAUGUUCAACGAAUGUAAGGAGAAACCUCACCCGAAUGGUGGCAUGGUCCAGACCAUUCCUAAGCUCAUUCCCUACACAGACAAGGAGGCAGCUUGCCCAAGAAGGAAGAGCAAACUCGGGAUUCCACCGGGACAUAGAGUGUGUAGAUUCCCUGAUUGCCAUGAAAACACUUGUCAAAACGGAUGGUGUGAGGAGACUAUGAUAGACUUUGAAUGCCACUGCCCCGAGGGAUACGAAGGGAAACGUUGCGAUAAACAUGGUAAUGUACCUAGUACGCCAGAAUUCCCAAUGCCGCAAUCAACAACUGAGAUUGUCAUUCCUACCGAAGAAAAUGUGCCUAGAAUGCCAGAAUCCACAUGGUCGGAAUCAACCACUGAUCCUAUCUUAACAACUAAUGGUAAUGUACCUAGUACGCCAGAAUUCCCAAUGAUGGAAUCAACCACUGAGGCUAUCAUUUCUACUGGCAUGACUGAAGAAAAUGUGCCUAGAAUGCCAGAAUCCACAGGGUCGGAAUCAACCACUGAUCCUAUCUUAACAACUGAAUGA